This is a messenger RNA of Anisakis simplex (herring worm), 177 nucleotides long. The record is from the annotation of a GenBank genome assembly. NCBI's taxonomy places the organism in Eukaryota, Metazoa, Nematoda, Chromadorea, Rhabditida, Anisakidae.
AUGACAAGUGAUAUGGCGAUGGCGAAGCGUAAUAUCCAACGUGCAGUCGAAAGGGUAUUCAUGGCCGACUUCAACGUGAUUUGUGCAAAGAAAUCGUUCUCAUACGUUUCACAUACAGACACCUAUUGCCAGAUCAGUCGACCGGACGUGACUUGCUAUGCAUUCAUGGCUUAUUAG